Haliotis rufescens (red abalone) is the source of this 1771-nucleotide messenger RNA. Its product is annotated as thiosulfate sulfurtransferase-like. The coding region runs from base 154 to 1026 and encodes 290 amino acids. The record is from RefSeq and is a predicted model, not a curated record. Gene Ontology annotation, biological process: transsulfuration. Gene Ontology annotation, molecular function: thiosulfate-cyanide sulfurtransferase activity. NCBI's taxonomy places the organism in Eukaryota, Metazoa, Mollusca, Gastropoda, Lepetellida, Haliotidae. Gene Ontology annotation, cellular component: mitochondrion. The transcript is spliced from 8 exons.
GCUGUCACAGUUAUCCAUGAAAGCAAACACAACGGUAAUAAUCACAUCUGCUCGCUGUUGCUGGUAAGCUGUUGGUGAGGGGAGGCCUGAGUCCACUGCAAAAGGCGCCAGCAGUCAAGUUUGGUCAGACAGUGGUCAGUAGAUAUUGGAACUAUGAGAGUUAUAAGACUUGGAACUUUAGUUUCUACCAAUUGGCUCUGUGAGCAGUUAGCUUCCAUCCAGCACAGCACCAAUGGGGUCCUGCGAAUUCUUGACACAUCCUGGUUGCCAAAACCUGGUAUCGAUAGCUACUCAGAAUUCUAUCAAAAAAGUCAUAUUCCUGGAUCAAAGCAUUUUGACUUGAAUCAAUGCGUGCAGCCUACACCUCUGAUACCUCGCAAUCUCCCUGACCCCAAGUGUUUCACUGACUACGUACAGGGCCUCGGAAUCUCAAGUGACACUCACAUCAUAGCAUAUGACAGGUUCAACACAAGGCCUUCUGUGCGUACCUGGUGGCUGUUCAGGUUGUAUGGUCACAACAGGAUAUCGGUGCUUGACGGAGGUCUGAACAAGUGGCUGGAGAACGGGUAUGAAGUUACAGACGAAGAACCCGAAGUCAAAAGAGGGAAUUUUACAACUCGUCUGAAUCCCAAUUUGCUGAGGGACUACGACACGAUGGUUGACAAUGUCGAGACGAAGCGUGAACAAAUAGUCGAUGCCCGCGAUGUGGAGAGCUUCAUGGGAGAGACAGAUCUGCCCCCAGAAAUCCAAUCUGGCCACAUUCCUGGAUCAAGAUGUAUUCCAUUUGAAGAUAUCUUCAAUCCCGAUGGAACAUUCAAGUCUGAGAAAGAUCUCAAGAAAUUAUUUGACCAGGCUGGUAUUGACCUUGGCAAGCCUCUUGUAGCAUCUUGCCUGGCUGGACUAACAGCAUGUGGUCUUUCUACAGCAGCUCACAUCCUGGGAAAGGAAGUUGUACCAGUCUACUAUGGCUCUUGGCUUGAGUGGGGACAGAGAGCUGAUACUGACUUGUGUGUAACUGGAAAGUGACAGCAGCCGGGCUCUAGGAUCAGUAUUGACAAUAUAUGCAAUAAUCAUACUAUGCACUUUCAUUACUGACAUUUAAAUGCAAUAAUAAAAUUUAUUUUCUACACAAAACUUGCAUUGAAAUUAUAUUUAAGAUGAUAGUGAUCUGUGUCAAGAUCUGCGGUCUGCACUAAACAGGGUUGUAUGUUAUACACUAUAUUAUAACUUUAGUCAUUAUUAUAUUUAGGUGUUGAAUGUAUGGAAGUUUUUUCAACCUUGUGUUUCAUGUAUUGAAGUCAAAUCAUUCUCUUGUUUUCACAUUACAUGUUGUCAAGUACGAAUGAAUGUCCAUUUGGAUGAAAUUUGUCACCAUUUAUAAUAAUAAUUUCACUGGUUGUCUUUGUCACUGAAAUAGAGCUAUAUGGUAAUGACAAGAUAGUAUAGAUGAUUGUAUGAUAGUAUUGGACUUUAUUGCAAUUGUAGCGAUGUUUCACGAAGCAAGACAUGUAUUGUUGGCAUACAUCACGUCUCAUAUACCUAGAGUGAGUGAGUUUGAUUUGAGGUUGCUUUUAACCAUAUUACAGCAGGGUACACCAGAAAUGGGCUUCACACAUUAUACCCAUGUGGGAAUCAAACCCAGGGCUUCAUCAUGGUGAGCCUUACCCUAGGGCUGGGAUGGGUAACUCGGGUACUCUGAUCGGGUGGGUCCUAAGUAGGACCCGGGUACCCACAGGACUACCCGGACCCAUGGUUAGCCACAUGAUAUAUU